Tetrahymena thermophila SB210 is the source of this 1233-nucleotide messenger RNA. RefSeq names its product kinase domain protein. The transcript has 15 exons. The record is from RefSeq and is a predicted model, not a curated record. Lineage: Eukaryota; Ciliophora; Oligohymenophorea; Hymenostomatida; Tetrahymenidae. Gene Ontology annotation, molecular function: protein binding.
AUGCUAGAGGAGUACUCAAAAUUUUACUGCUUAUAAGAUUUGCUUAAAUAUCAUAAAGAUGAGAAAAAUUUGGAAGUCAAUUUGGCUUCAAAUGGACUUAGUCAGUAGGAAGCUAAGGAGCUUGGAUCAAUUUUAUAAAAAUCAUAACAAUUAACUAAUUUAAAGCUAUACUUAAGUAAAAAUAGUUUUGGAGAUGAAGGAACAUAAUUUAUAGCAAAUUCAUUGACAUGUAUUAAAUAUCUUGUUAAAUUAGAGUUCUAUUUAUAUGCAAACAAUAUAACUUUCUAAGGAGCAGCUAAAAUAGGAGUAGAACUAACAAUGUGCAAGAAUUUAACAAGUCUAUAUCUUGAUUUGAGCUAUAACAAAAUAAAUGAUGAUGGAUCUUGUUCCUUAGGAAAGGGCAUAGAAAACUGUAAAAAUAUCAACGAAUUGAUGGUUAAUUUAAAGUUCAAUAACAUUAGCUCAUUCGGUGUAAAUUAAUUUGGUAAGAACCUAUCAAAAAUACAAAACAUGGAAAGUCUAAAACUUAUAUUAAGCUAAAAUAAUAUUGACCAUUCAUGUAAUUUAGGAGACAGCUUAUCUAAUCUUAAUAAACUUAAAACAUUAUCACUUGAUUUGAGCAAAAAUAAUUUGGGUGAUGUAGGAUCUUCUAAUCUAAGUGAAAACCUUUCAAAGAGUCAUUCUAUUGAGAGCUUAACACUUAACUUAAGUCUAAAUCAUAUCGGCGUUAGUGGUGCAUCUUAAAUAUUCGGUUCUUUAUCAAAUUUUGAAAAACUUAACAAAUUAGAUCUAUAACUCAGAGAAAACAACAUAAGUAAAAUAGAUUCUACCCUAGGUUAAUCUCUUUCUAAAUGCGCUAAUCUUACUAAAUUCUCUUUAGAUUUAAAUUAAAACUCUUUUGGAGCUGAAGAUGUAUUUUUUUUAGGAAAUGCUUUCAAACAAAAAGAAAUUAAGACUUUAACAUUAGAAUUGAAGAAUAAUCCGAUUAAUUCACAUGAAGUUACUUAAUUAGGCUUGGGAUUAGCGAAUUGCAGAAACAUUUUAAACUUAACUCUAUUUUUAAAUUAAAGCUCCUAGAAUUUAGAUUUUGCAAAUUUAGUUAAUGAUUUAUCGAAAUGUGCUCAUUUCAAUUCUUUAUAGCUCUAUUUAUCCUUUUAUAAAGUUAGUAGUAAUGUUAGAUAAAAAUUUCUCAGAAAAUCAAUUAGAUUAGUUAACCUAGAUGUUUAGCUAUGA